Messenger RNA from Penicillium concentricum, 1467 nucleotides. RefSeq lists its product as uncharacterized. Bases 1 to 1467 code for a protein of 488 amino acids. NCBI's taxonomy places the organism in Eukaryota, Fungi, Ascomycota, Eurotiomycetes, Eurotiales, Aspergillaceae. The record is from RefSeq and is a predicted model, not a curated record. The transcript has a single exon.
AUGUCCGCAGAUCUGCUAGCAGAGUUUGGUCAGGCGCCUGCUCCAGACAAUAGGUCCAGACAGCAGCAAUCGCAACACCAGAAAGACCCAUUCUUUGAUGCCGACGAUAGCAUCGAUUUCUUCGGGUCAUCGGGAAGUGUGCAGCACAACAAACGUCCCAAUCCGACCCAGGGAACACCCAGUCAAUUUGCAAUUCCGGCAGCUUCAUGGCAGGGCUCUGGUCAUCGGGGAUUUGACCUUCCCUUGAAUCCACAUAGCGACGUAUUAUUUGAUGCAGAAUUUGACACACCAGCAAGUGAUGCAGACGACUGGGGUGAAUUUGAGGGGCCUGAUUCAAACACUCUACAUGCGCAACCAACAGCUCUUCAGCAACCAGCAACAGUUACGUUGCCCAAAACAGAGCCUCGGCGAGAUGAUCCACAGGUUUCUAGGACAAUUGACUUGCUAGAUUCACUCUCAAUGCAAGACUCCGCACCAGUUGUGGAACAUCCGAAAAUUGCCAAGAACCAACACAAACCUAAUAAUCAAGACCAGCCGACAUGGGAGGAUGAUUCGUUUGGUGACUGGGGCGAUUUUGCCGAUGUGUCUGCUAGCCAACCUCCCCCCAAGGUCUCUAAGAAAAAAGCGAACCCACCUACAAGACCGCCUGUCAAACCCAAUAAGCCGGCUGUGUCAACCUGGGAUGACGAAGCCUUUGACGACUGGGGUGAUUUUUCAGAUGGGCCUAGUGUGAAACCUGUGCUCAAAUCCAAACCCUCACCACCGACGGCUCCUAGCCCAGCUCCUCGUAGCUCUGUUUCCGGGACCACAACCCCCGCAGCCACCGUCCGUCCAACAAAUAUCCCACCGCCAUCGGUCCUUCUCGAGUUAUUCUUGGAUGUGUUUGAGAAUCUUCAGAAAGAGGCUGCACUCGCAAAAUCCCAACUGCGAUCCUCAACUCCGUCAUCCUCAAACACCAUUUCAACAACAGCUUUAAAUAUUCACAAUAUACUUCAAUCGGCCGCUCGCGUAAUUGCAGGGCGAAGUCUCCGGUGGAAACGUGAUACAAUCCUUAGUCAAAGCAUGCGAAUCGGCCCUGCCCGUUCCGGCAAAGCCGGUGGUAUGAAACUUAACAGCGUGAACAAGCAAGAAAGCAUCAAAGAAGAACAAGACGCUGUUGACGUGCUUACUACUUGGCGAGAACGGGCGGCUAUGUUCAAUGUUGUUCUACAAGCCGCAGGUCAGCGGCCAAUCCCUACAGUUCCAGACCCUAAUGCGCUCAAAGUUAUUACGGCGCGGGCGGACCAGGGCGCAUUGAAGGCUUCUCACCCAUGUGCACUCUGUUCACUUAAGAGAGAUGAGCGGGUUUUACGGGUGGAUGAGCAAAGUGUUCAAGAUAGCUUCGGAGAGUGGUGGACUGAGCAUUGGGGUCACACAGCAUGCAGGCGAUUUUGGGAGACGAAUCGAAAUCUGCUUGGGCAGCGUUAA